GAUGGAUGAAAGAAAGACAGACAGAUUGUGUGGGGACCAAAGUGAGAUUAGAAAGAAGACUAAACAAACUCACCAUUGAAGGUGCUGCUGACCACUGUUUCUAUAUAAUCAUGUCCAAUCAAAGCCCGAGUUCUUAGCAAUGGCCAGAGGUUCUAUUUUUAAUUAUUAUAUGUACUUGGGAAACAGCUCCUGACUGCCAUACGACACCGUCUUUAACUUUGUUAGUUGUUGCUACUCAUUUACCAGGACCAUAAAUCGGGACCCUUUGCCUUCUUCAAUAUAUAGCCGGACUUACUUUCAUUUCAUUGUCCACUUCCUACUUCGUAAACAGUUUCAGUUCAAACAACUCAAAGACAGAUGGCUAGAGAUAUGCAAAAGAACACUGUAUUUAUCGAACAACAAGACCCUGAAGCAUAUCAUCAGAACUUUGUUGAAGAUGAUGGCCGAGAAAAAAGAACUGGGACAUGGAUAACUGCUAGUGCCCAUAUUAUAACGGCCGUGAUUGGUUCUGGGGUUCUGUCAUUGGCAUGGGCCAUAGCUCAGCUUGGUUGGGUGGCUGGACCAGCCGUUCUCUUAGCCUUCUCAUUCAUCACAUAUUUCACGUCCACUUUGCUCGCCGAUUGCUACAGGUCUCCGGACCCUGUUACCGGAAAAAGAAACUACACCUACAUGGAUGUUGUGAGAGCCAAUUUAGGAGGUGGGAAAGUUCGGCUGUGUGGGUUGGCUCAGUAUGGAAAUAUCAUUGGAGUUACUGUUGGUUAUACCAUCACUGCGUCUAUCAGUAUGGUAGCUAUCAAAAGGUCAAAUUGUUUCCAUAAAAAUGGGCAUCAUCAUGCGAAGUGCUCUACAUCGAACAAUACCUCCAUGAUUACCUUCGCCUGCAUUCAGAUUGUUCUUUCCCAAAUACCGAAUUUCCACAAGCUGUCAUGGCUCUCAAUUAUCGCCGCCGUUAUGUCGUUCGCUUAUUCCACCAUAGGUCUUGGCCUUUCCAUAGCCAAAGCUGCAGGUGGUUCGCGAGGAAGAACAACUCUUACGGGAACCACAAUUGGGGUAGACGUGACGGCAGCAGAGAAGGUUUGGAGAACAUUCCAGGCAAUUGGAGAUAUUGCCUUUGCUUAUGCCUACUCUACAGUGCUCGUUGAAAUUCAGGACACGUUGAAGUCCACUCCACCAGAGAACAAAUCCAUGAAAAGGGCGAGUGCCGUCGCCGUCUCAACGACGACCCUGUUCUAUGUACUGUGUGGUUGCAUUGGUUAUUUAGCAUUUGGAAAUAUCGCACCUGGGAAUUUCCUCACUGAUUUUGGAUUCUACGAGCCUUUUUGGUUGAUUGAUAUAGCGAAUGUGUGCAUAGCUGUGCAUCUAAUUGGCGGUUACCAGGUCUUCUGCCAACCCCUAUUUGGCUUUGUAGAGAAAUGGAGCUGCAAACGCUACCCAGAAAGCAAGUUCAUAAACACUGAGCAUGGUGUUAACAUUCCAUUUUUGGGGGUAUAUUAUGUGAACAUGUUCAGGUUGGUGUGGAGGACAGUAUACGUUAUUGUGACAGCGAUAAUAGCCAUGAUAUUCCCAUUCUUCAAUGACUUCGUCGGCCUUAUUGGAGCGGCUUCAUUUUGGCCAUUGACGGUUUAUUUCCCCAUAGAGAUGUACAUUGCCAGGUCCAAAAUGCAGAAAUUUUCCUGCGCUUGGGCAUGGCUGAAAAUACUAAAUUGGGCUUGCUUGAUUGUAUCACUUGUUGCCCUUGCUGGAUCCGUUCAAGGCCUCAUCCAGAGCCUCAAGACAUACAAGCCCUUCCAAGCUCAGCAAUAGUCUUUCAAGUAACCUUCCUAGGAGCCAUAUGUAAUAGUUUAAAAUAAAGAACAAUUUCGUGGGUUUGUAACCGAUUUUCUUAAACUACCAAAGUAGAACGUUGUCAGUGGCAGCUCCAUAACAAAUGGACAAAUGCCUUUUUGACGUAUCAUCAACUUCCUAAUGAAGUUCAGUAGUUGAAAAUUACAUUAAA
Molecule: messenger RNA, 1996 nt
Organism: Mangifera indica (mango)
Lineage: Eukaryota; Viridiplantae; Streptophyta; Magnoliopsida; Sapindales; Anacardiaceae
Product: amino acid permease 6-like
Exons: 7
Coding region: 358-1803 (481 amino acids)
Cellular component (GO): plasma membrane
Source: RefSeq, a predicted model, not a curated record